CGCUCAUAUUAUUCAUGUGUUUUCGCGGCACUGAGCGUCGGUAUUUCUGUGGCGGAACUUAUUUUCAUUUGUAAUUCUAAAUUUAAUUCAUUUUAAUCAGUGUUUAUAGUGUUAUUCGUAAGAUAAUUUGUGAUAACGUGUGUGAAAAACGUAGUGAUGGUUACUGUGAGCUGGUUCCGCUCAUUUCGAUGUAUAAAAUUAUGAUGGCGCGUGUUUGACUGUGUUACUGAGUGCUUUCUCGUAACAAAUUAGGACUUUGCUCGAACGAUAUUUGAGCGCUAAUAAUUCUAGUUAAUAUUCCUGUUUCUGUGUUAUUUAACCUUUCUGAAUUUGAUGCUGGAACAAUUGUAUCUGGAAACAUCGUUGUGCAAAAAAGGAUAUUAAGUUUUCGAUGUACUGUGGCUCAAUUAUGCACCAAGGAGACCGCCAAUCUGACGAUUUGCCUGGUGCAAAUAGCAAUCACUGACGCGACUAAACUGUGUAACGACGAGAAAACCAAGUGAAGUGCUUGGAGACGGGCGUAACCUGUUAAUAUUGGUUCGCCGUCACAUUUCUCAUUGAAUUAUUCUGAAAAUUAUGAAAUUGCAAUAAAUUAUUCGCGUUUUCUGGCGAUACUUGCGAUGUUCUAUUUUGUUACGUCAGACGCGUAUAGAAGGUCCUAGAUUCGUUGACAGAUAUCAGAAUGGAUGAGUCUGAGGAUAACAUGAGCUCUGAGGACCUGAAGGCCUCAGACAGCCCCGCUACUGUCAAAACAAAACCAAAGAAAAGGUCAUUGAUCGAACGUGAACUUGAAACCAGUUUGACUGCAAGAGUGACUUCACCGGUGUCCACUGGUGAUGGAACCAGCACAAGUCGUUAUGGCAGAGCCCGCCGUCUCAAAACUGAGAUUGAGCAGUCUGACACUAAGAAAGUGACAACUGAAUUAAAAUCUCCAUUGCCCGAGAAAUCUCCAAUGAAGAUGCCGUCUCCAGUUUACAAGAUGCAUGCAUCAAACUCUCCUUUAAGAUCUGAACAGCCGAAAACAUUAGGUGUGGAGGCUUUUUUGGAGAAUCAAAUUGAAAAUAUUUAUCAAGAGAAUAUAUCACUGAGUCGUUUUGGUACUGAGGAAGUUAAGAAGACUAGUCCGUCUCCGGCUAAGAAGUUCCCUAAAGUUUAUAUUAGGAAGGACUUGAUUCAAAAGAGGGAGGCUGAUGAGAAUGUUAUGGUUAUAAAGGACAUAUACUCUCCUUCAAAAAGUGCGAGCAAGUCUUCCAGUACACAUUUGAAUAAUAUUCUGGAAAGGUCCUCUGAGAGAUACAAUAUAGCGUCCAAACAGCAGAAUGGCCUUCUGGACAACUCCUCUGUUGUUAAAACUCUGGAUUUUGACAGUAAAAAGAAGAAGAAAGAUAGUAAUAAGGAUAAGAGUCUUUCUAAGAGUGAUUUGUUUGAUUUAGAAGCCAAAUGUGCUUACCAAGUGGGUGAUCUGGCAUGGGCGAGAAUGGGAACUUAUCCAUUCUGGCCAUCCAUUAUAACUAGAGAUCCAGCCAAUGGAAUAUUUGUUAAAAAGAAGUUAUUUGGCCGUAUAGAACGUGACGUUAUUCAUGUGACUUUCUUUGGAGACAACGGACGUCGUGGUUGGAUUGUGGACACUAUGCUCCGGAAGUACCAUGGCCAGCUCGAGUUUGAGGCUACUCGGGAAAACUUUACACCUGAGGACAAGAAAAAAGAUCCGAGACUCUACGCAGCAUUCUUCGUGUCAGAAAAGAAACAAGCUCUGUGGAACACAUCCGUGGAAGAAGCAGAAAUGCUGCUGAGGGAACCAAAGAGAUUGAGAAUAGACAUCUUCAAUGACAUGCUGGAGAAGUCCAGAUCCAGAGCAAAGCAACAGAAGAGCGGUAAAAUUAGUAGGACGGACAGUGACGUAUCGUUAAGCGAGAGUUUAUACGAUAGCUUAUUCUCUGAAGACGACGGCAAGACAGACAGUACAGAACGGUCCAGAAAUAGGACAAGGAACAAGUCUUUAGACGUUUUCGAAGUCGUCACAGCCUGUCUCGACAAUAUGGCCGCCAAAACUGGCAUCACGAAGAUCCAAAGACAGUCCCACAUGGAUAGGUGGCUUCAGAAAGCCAAAUCCAAAACUCCAGAGAAAACUCAGGCUAAAUCUCAAGUUCCUCAAAUGAAAUUAGAUGAUAAGAAAGAAACGAAAGUGAUUAGUUCUAAAAAAAAGAAGAGUUUGUCUCGAGUCGCUGUUAAAAAGCCUUAUAGUUUAAGAAAAUCUAUGGCCGAAUCUCAGAAUCUGUUGCCUUUUCAAAAUGAACAUGAUUAUAGUAAAGCUGAGGUUACAGAUUCCGAUCAUAACUCCACUGAUACUGAUAGCUGUAAGAAUUUUGUUGCACAAAAGCUGACUGAGAAAGGUAGUGUAGAUGACCCUAUAGUUGUAGAUAGUCAGAGUAGUGAAAUGGAGACAGAAAACGAAACUGAAGUGAGCCAAAGUGGUACUGAAGAAGUUAAUACUAAAGAAACAACAACAAAAUUAAAUGGGAAAUGUGAUUCUGAUAUUGAAACUAAUAAUGAAGAUUCUCAGGAUCACGCCAGUAUAAUUACAGUUACGUCAUCCAGUAAAGUUGCAACUGAGGAUGAACAAACACCUAAAGAUGCUGACAAAGAUAAUGAGUCAGUUUUUGAAAAUGAUGAAUCCACACAAGACACUGUUAUUGAUAGAGAUCAAGUAAUGAGUCCAGUGUACGAAGAUUCAUUUGAUGAAAACAGUCAAAAUACAGAUAGUCAAAAUGAUGAGAGUGCUAAAAAGAACCCUGAAUCUGUUGAAACAGAGUCGCAGGAUGAAAUAACUAAUGAUACAAUAAGUACUGAGAGAAGUUGCAUGUCUAUUGAUGAGGACAGCGAUUAUAAACCUCCAAAUAGUGCUGAAUCUGAAGAGGACAGUAUGAACGAUACUAAUCUUACUGACGACAGUAUAGAGAUCAACCUAGGUAAGGAACCCAGUAAAUCUAAAACUAGUAAAGAUUUAGUAAGGGUCCCAGAUGUACACUCAAAUAGUAGUCACAGUGACGCAAUAGAAUCUAAUAAAAUUACCUCAAAAAACGAAAUAAAAGAACAUUUUAAUGGUAAAUCUAAUGACGCAAUCUUAAUGGAAUCUGAUAAUAAAAUGACAAGUAUGAAUAAAAUUGAAAAUGUCAAAGAAACUAGACCAAUGAAUGGUCAUGUUAGUAUCAAAGAAAUUGAUAUGGAUGUCGAUGAAGUUCAAAUACCUAGUCCUAAGCCACAAAUCGUAGAAAAUGGCUUUCAUGAUGAAGACAGACAUAUGAAUGGCGAUGUGGAUCCAGAAAUCAUAUCUAUCAACUCAGAAGAUAGCGUUUCUUCCACAAAAUCAGAUAGUAGAAGGAAAUUACGUUCGAGAAAUAAGAAUCAGAUAAACAACAGUCCUUUAAGAAACCCUGAAUUCGUUAAAUAUCUUGAACUAAGACAAGAUGCGAUCAUGGAUGAAAAUCCGCAGCUGAAUCAAGAUGAAAUAGUAGCAUAUUUGUACAAAACUUGGUUGUACGAAGAAAAUUCUAAGUCAGAUGAUAAGAAAACUGAAGAUUUGAGAGAAUUAAAUCUCGUCAAAGGACUUAAUACAGAACGUGUAGAGAAAAAGAAAGCGAAAGAAAUUGAUCAACCGAAACAAAGGAAUUCACAUAGGAAAAAUUUGAGUCUAAACAGAAAUAUUAUGCAGAGGUUCUUGCAAAGGAAAACUAGAGAAAAGCCAGUGGUACAUUCAAUAACUGACAGUGAUACUGAAAGUGUUAAAGAUGAUUCUCAAUCGGAAGAAGAAUCGCCUAGAUAUAGUCCCAUAUUAAGUAGAGCAGAGAGUGAAAUGCAAUCUACAGAAAUGGAAACUGGAGACCCAAUAGCUAAAGACAGUGCACAAGAUGAACCUAAUAGAUUUAAACCAAUAGCGAUAGAUAACCCACAACCAAGUAAAGUAGUAACCAAUGACAGUAAACCACAACCAAGUAAAGUAUUAAAUGACAGUAUAGAGACUGACAAAAGUGCAUCACCUGUAACAGUAAUAGAAGUUCAAAAUAAACAAAUAGAUGAAACGGAGAUUGCUUUAGGAUCGCGUACUGUUACUCCAAUAGAUGUUCCAAGUAAUAAGGAAGUAACUGAGCCAGAAAAUGAACCAGAGUUAAAAACUGAUGACGUUAGUAAAGAAGUACAACCAAUAGACCCAUCAAAUGCCGUACAGGUGGCUUUCAAUGAAGAACAAGAUGAUAAGCUUAGAAGCGACUGUGAUACAGAAUCUCUUAAUUCCUUAGAUAGUGAAACACCUCUUAUUAAAUGUAAACUACGAUCUAAAAGCAGAAGAAACAAUUCUCAAGAAGUUAAACCAAGAGAUGAUGAAGACACUAUUUCUAUAAACUCUGAAGGAAGCGAAGUGUCCACUAAACGUAGAAAGAAAACCCAGAAGAGAAUAGAAAAUGCUCUAGAAGACCCAGAAUUUGUUAAGUAUUUGGAACUAAGGCAAGAUUCCUUAAUAGAUGAACAUCCAGAACUAACACAAGACGAAAUCGUGUCCUAUUUAUACCAAACCUGGUUAUACGAAGAGAAUACAAAGUCUGACAUUAAGAAGAACGAUGAUAUCGAACAAUCCACUUUAGUUAAAGGCCUCAAAGAAACAGUAGCACAACAGCCUAAGAAAAUCAAACGUAAAGUAAAAACUGAGAAAGAAACAGAAAAAGACAUUGAUGACGAUACUGUAGUUAAAGAUAAACCAAGAAGGAAAGUAGUAAAGCCUUAUUAUAAUGAAGAAUUCUCUGAUGUUGAAGAAGAACUCGAAGUCUUUCCUAUAUUUAAUCCAAACCAGCAAAGACUCAAUGAGAACGGUGAAACAACUGAACCGAUACACGAAGUAAAUGACAUUGAUGAAGUAGAACUUUACUUCGAACAACUAGCGCGACCAAAACCUAACGUUUUCAAAGGACUGAUCAGAGAGAAGGUUUGCGAACUAUGCGAGAUGACCGGUAACCUAGUCAAGUGCAAAGGAUGCAAUGGAAUGUUCCACGUAGAAUGCGUUAAUAAGGAAGAUGUAGAAGUUGAAACUCCAGCCCCGACUAGAGGGAGAAAGAAGAAGAAAAAGCUAGGAAGGAAACCCAAAAACUCCGAUGAAUUCGACAGCCAAGACGACAACACUCAAAAUGUCUCCGAAGAAAACGCGUCCAUAGAAGAAAUCCUAGAAUCGGAAUCUCACACCGUCGACGCAGAAACACUAGAAGCACAAAUCGAAGCUAAAAUGAAAGAGCUAUUGGAAAACGAAAAGAUCGAUUACGAUUCUUAUUCGAGUGACGAUGGCUGCGAUUGGAGCGAGACAAUACCAGGAAAAUGCGAGAUAAUCGAUAUAAAAUUGAAACCGAGACGGUCGAAUGAAGUCGAUUAUUCGAAUUUCAAAUGUAAGAACUGUCAAAAGUACGAUGUGCCAGUGUGUUUUGUUUGUAAGUCUGCGGUGUCGAAGAACGAAGAGACUUUGAGGCAGAAGUGUCAUGUGGCUCAUUGUCAUAAGUACUAUCAUUUGAAGUGUUUGGACCAUUGGCCUCAAGCGCAAUUUAAUGGGGGCGAGCCUUCGAAGACUAAUAAGAAAAUUAAUGAGUAUUUCGAGGCUUUAACGUGUCCAAGACAUGUCUGCCAUACUUGUGUCUCCGAUGAUCCUCGUGGUUGUAAAACAAGGUUUAGUGGAGAUAAGUUAGCGCGGUGCGUGCGAUGCCCAGCUACGUACCACUCGUUUACAAGAUGUCUUCCAGCUGGGACGCAGAUUUUGACGGCGUCUCAUAUUAUUUGUCCGAGGCAUUAUGAGCAUAGGCCUGGGAAAGUACCGUGCCACGUGAACACAGGGUGGUGUUUUAUUUGCGCGCUGGGCGGUUCACUUAUAUGCUGCGAGUAUUGUCCAACGUCCUUCCACGCUGAGUGCCUUAAUAUUAAGCCGCCUGAAGGUGGCUACAUGUGUGAGGAUUGUGAAACUGGACGCUUGCCGCUGUAUGGAGAAAUGGUGUGGGUCAAACUGGGUCAUUAUAGAUGGUGGCCCGGUAUAGUUCUGCAUCCAUCAGAGAUACCAGAAAAUAUAAUGGCGGUGAAACACAAUCUCGGAGAGUUCGUGGUUCGAUUCUUCGGUCAGUACGACCACUACUGGGUCAAUAGAGGACGCGUGUUCCCAUUCCAAGAAGGUGAUUCUGGACGAAUAUCAAGUCAGAAGUCCAAAAUCGAUGCAGCGUUUACCACCGCUAUGGAGCACGCGCAGAGAGCCUGCGAAAUAUUGAAAGCGGCCCAACCGAACGAGGAAGAAUCUCUAGACAUAGCAUCGUCCCUGCUCCCGCCUCACUAUGUGAAGCUGAAGGUGAACAAGCCGUGUGGCUCCCUCUGUGGGCGGAAACUGGACGAUCCCGAGAGUUCACUGACCCAGUGCGAGUGUAACCCUAACGAUGAAGACCCUUGUGGACCUUAUUCCCAGUGUUUGAAUAGAAUGUUAUUAACGGAAUGCGGGCCCACAUGUAAGGCAGGCGACAGAUGCAACAACCGCGCGUUCGAGAAGAGACUGUACCCUAAACUAGUGCCUUACCGGACCCCCAGCAGAGGGUGGGGGCUCAAAACCUUGGAGGAUAUUAAAGCAGGACAGUUCGUGAUAGAAUACGUUGGCGAGUUAAUAGACGAGGAGGAAUUCCGCCGGCGCAUGCGCAGAAAGCACGAGAUCAGAGACGAAAACUUUUACUUUCUAACGCUGGACAAGGAGAGAAUGAUCGAUGCCGGACCCAAGGGGAAUCUUGCUAGGUUUAUGAACCACUGUUGCGAGCCAAACUGUGAAACACAGAAAUGGACGGUGCUCGGCGAUGUACGAGUUGGAUUGUUCGCUCUUUAUGAUAUACCAGCUAACAGUGAAGUGACGUUCAACUACAAUUUGGAGUGCGCCGGCAUUGAGAAGAAACGAUGUAUGUGUGGAGCUAAACGGUGCUCCGGGUACAUCGGGGCUAAACCUAAGCAGGAUGAAUCACAAUCAAAGAAACCAAAGCUACCAGGCAAAAGGACGUACAAGAAACGAAAACCGACUGAGGAGUCGCCUUCAACGAAGAACAAGCCGAAACGACCAAUCGGACGCCCGCCCAAACCGAGAGAGCUAACAGAGAUAGAGAAAGACCUCCUAAUCAUAAGGAAUGCGACCAAUGGGAUCUCAAGCGAUGAAUCCACAAGAAGCGCUAGCUCAGAAUAUGAGAGACACCCAAAAGCUUUAAAAAGAAAACGGGUUAGCUUCUCAACCGAAGAAAUUAUUCUCUACGACGGAUCAGAGUCACCUAGUGUCAAAAAACAUAAACUCGAAGACAGACUAGACGUUGGGGAUUGAAACAAAGGAAUUAACAUUUUUAAUCUGUGCGAAAGAGUGCUAUUUUUUUUAUAAAGUGUUCUUUUUUUAAACGGAUUAAUUGUGUGCGUGUGUGUGUAAGAGGGAGAUGGUUGUAUAUAGCUGUCUCUGUUACAUGUAUGGACUUUGAUUUAAAUGCAGUUUGAUUAUAAUAUCUAUGUUUAUAUCUGCAUGAUUUAUUUAAAGGAGUAUGAAUAUUGUUAGUUGUAUGUAUUAUGUUGGUAUGUGUUGGUUUGCUUGCUAUUCUAUAUAGUUAUAAAUAUAAUUUGGCAAAUAAUAUAUAAAAUAGUCUUAUGAAAUCUAAUUUCUUUAAUUUUCUUAAGUGAAUUUACUUACUAUUUCAUUUAAAACCCAGUUACACAAAAGUACUUUCUAUUUAUUUCUUAAUGUUUACGUAAUGUGUAUCUUUAUCUAUUAUUUAUUUAUAGUUUCUUUUCUUUUUCUUGUUCAAAUAAAAUUAAAUACUAAAUUCACCUAAGUAUGAUGUUAUUGUAGCGUUUUAUACACAACAUAAAUAGUUUUCAAUAUACAAAUGAUAGGAACGGGAACCAAAUAUUGCUUGGGAGGUCAGGCAGUUUGAUUCCCGCUCGUGUAAUUUGUUUUUUAAACUAAAGCUAACCAAACCAACACAAAUCAAAGAAAAAUAUUCUAUCAAAGAUUUUGUUAUUUGUAUAUACUCUAGAAUAGACUUAGAAUAAAAAAAAUAUCAGGAAACGAAUGUAGUCUGAUGCGAUUAACGCCUUUAUUGUAUAGGUAAAUAAAGUUCAUAAUACUGUAACAAUGUUCGUUGCCUUACGACCAGUUUGUUGUUAUAUGCCAAAUUUGUUAUUUUUAAAGGCUAGUUUAUAUGUUUUGUGAAUAUACUGUGAUGCAAAAUUGUAAGGAUUUCUUAGCUUGUCUAUUGUGAUUUGUAUGAGAGCCGAUAUAUUUGUUACCGCGCUGAUGGAACGGAAAGGGUUUUGUCAAGACAGGACUAAUAAUUAAGUUAAAUAAAAUAUUAAAAUUUA
This is a messenger RNA of Spodoptera frugiperda (fall armyworm), 8388 nucleotides long. RefSeq lists its product as uncharacterized. The transcript has 14 exons. Gene Ontology annotation, biological process: regulation of DNA-templated transcription. Bases 683 to 7363 code for a protein of 2226 amino acids. Gene Ontology annotation, molecular function: histone H3K36 methyltransferase activity; protein binding. The record is from RefSeq and is a predicted model, not a curated record. NCBI's taxonomy places the organism in Eukaryota, Metazoa, Arthropoda, Insecta, Lepidoptera, Noctuidae. Gene Ontology annotation, cellular component: chromatin; nucleus.